This is a messenger RNA of Tetranychus urticae (two-spotted spider mite), 4420 nucleotides long. RefSeq lists its product as uncharacterized. The record is from RefSeq and is a predicted model, not a curated record. NCBI's taxonomy places the organism in Eukaryota, Metazoa, Arthropoda, Arachnida, Trombidiformes, Tetranychidae. Gene Ontology annotation, cellular component: plasma membrane. Gene Ontology annotation, biological process: triglyceride biosynthetic process.
CAUUGAUCAUCAUCUGCUAUUUGUGUGUGUUCUGUGUUGUUAAUCAAACAAGUAAACUCGAUUUUUGCUCCAUCUUAUUUAGUUAUUUAUUUAUUUGCCUCUCUUUUGGGUUCAUUAAAAUUCUGAUAAUUUGCAUUAUUACAGAUUUUGCUUCUUCGUUUACUCAUGAUGUUACCUUUUGUUCCCUGUGUUCAGUUAUUUUUUACCUCUUCAUAGCCUUUUUCUGUCUGGUGAUUGUGUCUAUUUGAUAGUCAACAGGAGUUACGACCACAUAACCAACAUCAUUACCACCGUUAACAGUUCGUUUUUGGCUUUACAGUUAUUAUCUGUUUAUCUGGUUAUUAUUAUCCCUUUUUAUAAUCAUCUCAUCAACUUGACAAUUUUUGGCUAUCAUUCUAAUGGCCAUUUUACUUUUCGCUCGAUGGAGCCAAUUUCCUUCUAAUAACAACCUUCGAUUAUAAAUGAUUAGUUUUAUUCAAUUUACUCUGUUCAUAUCCAUUCCUGUUACCCAAUUCGACUCUUCUUUACUUAACUUGUGAUCUCUCUUUCUCUUCUCUUCUUUUCUCACUUGUUUAUUUUAAUUAACGAUCAAUAACUUCAAUUAAUCAGCCAUAUUGUUUACACUUCGCGCGUUACAUUUUAUCUCACCAUAUUUACAUUAGCCAACAAAUCAUCAAAAAUUGCGAUACAUUUUGCUAUUAAAGCUGUUAUUUUCAACCGUUUUUACCAUUAAUAAUGAACCGGCAAACCACAAACUGAUCACCUAAUUCAAGCUCGUUUUUGUUCUUUUAUUGAAUACUUACUUUUUUGUAACCAUUUGAUGGUUUCUUUUGUUAAAUGAACAUUAACAUACAUCUAUUUUUAUCAAAUGUUCAACACUUGGAUUCUUUUCUUUUGUAAUUAAUCAGUGAAAUUCCAAACCGUAAUGAAACUAGUUAUGUUGAACAUGCUAAAUCAUCUAACUUUGUUUAUUGCUGACUCGAGUUUUAGCUACCAUUAUGUUGCUGCUUCAAUCCAAUUAAUGUUAUCUUGUUGACCAAAAAGACCCUUUCUAUAUUCAGCGUAUCAUUAAUAAGAAAAAAAGUCAAUGAUGUUUUUUGCUCAAUCAAUGACUAAAACUUGUGAUUUUUCCAACAAAAUAUCAUUUUUGCACGAUUCAACAUGCUUUUGCUUCUACUCAACUUGAUUUUGGCCAUAAGCGAGCUUAAUCGAUUCAUUUCCUUGUCAUUCCAUUUUGCUGGGUAUGCGUUGUUAUCAUCUCAAUGUUUCAAUUGAUUACACUUAUCACCAUCAAGACGAAUGCUGGAUAAAAGUUUUUUAGAUAAGCAUGACACUGAUCCAGAUGAGGAAGAUAAUGAUGCAUCAUCACCCAAUCCACUGCAAUCAACUAGAAUACGAAUACAACCCAUUGAUCCACCAUCUUCAUCAUCACUUCCCUCACACCCGUCACCUGGAUACUGUGACAGUGACUAUCUGGCUGAAUCGAGAUCACCAAUUGACCAUGAUGACAGUGAUAGGAGGUCGGCUCCAAACAAUGAAGAUGAUCCACAAUCUACAACAUCAUACCUUUCUGAUCCUUGUCCAGUGUAUAGGAAGCAUUCACAUUCACCAAGUCAUCUUCAAUUUACUUCAUACCAUCAAUACCAUCAACAUCUUACUUCACAAUUUGAACAAGCUUCUCUGCCUUCUCCUCAUUCAGUUGACGAUUCAUACUCAUCCAUCGAUGAAUCUCACCUCAAUCAACGUAUCAAGAUAUUGGUUAAAAACAAUAAAAAGUCAAAGAUCAAAAAGAAGCUAAGCCACGGUUAUGGUGGAAUCAAAUCGAGGCCAAUUAAAUACCUGAAACAUCCACUAGAUCGUUCAAUAGCUUCCUUUUUCCUAUUAACCCUAUUUUUUACUCUACUGGCAUUAAUCACUGGCCUGCCGGUUGUCCUAACAUUGUCCUGUUUUCUGAUUCCAGCAAUGCUGAUUUUAAAGUGUCUAAAUUGCUGUUCUAAAGGAAAUCCGGCAACCAUGAUUGAAACAACUCCCAUUGAAUCAUACUGGUUGAUUCCACAGAGUAUAGCUUCACGAACAAAAUGCAGCUCAAAUGAUGAUGACAACCAGAACAAUAAUAAUCCAAACAGUUUAGGUUCAAAUAAUAAUCUUGGCCCGAGAACCAAGAUAAACUCUAUAAGCACUUGCCUUCUUUUUAUCGACCGUGAACUAAAUAUUGACCAGUUAAGAGAUGUUUUUAUGGCCCGAGUGGUCCAAAAGCCGGAAAUGGCUCGUUUCCGAUCUGUUUUAUGUUACAAAGGUUUAACUCGAACUCCAGUUUGGUCACGAUUGUCAUUUGAAGAGUUCAACAUUGAAAAGCAAAUAAUCAAUGAUUGCGUUUUAACCUCACGAAGUGAACUGAAAGACCAUCUAACUAAAGUAAUGUCAUGUUCACUGCCUCACUCACUUCCACCCUGGCAGAUACGUCGAUGCUGUGCUUCAUACCUUAACCAGGUUAUCCUGAUACUUCGUACUCACCAGUCUGUCAUUGAUGGCAUUGGCAUGGCCAAACUGUUGGUUCAAUAUUUGGCUGACCAGGCGCCACCCAAGACAACAACCUUUAUUCGUACCACUCAGGGAACAACGGCCACAACUGGACACUUUAAACCUCGCUUUGGUGGAAUAAAUUUUACCAUUAAUCUUGUUCGAGCUGCCAUUGUUGGACCUUUAACCUUUUCCUUGUGGAUCAUUUGGGCAUUUACCAAGCGUAAAGCCAAUUAUCUUAAAAAAAAGGAUUCAUCCAAAGUAAUAACUAAAAGUUCAUGUUCACAUUCAAAGUAUCUUGAUCAAGCAAUAAUGAUUAACACUAAUAAUAACAAUAACAAUAAUAUUGCUGAUAACACCAUUAAUAAUGUUAAUAGUGAUAAUAACAAUAAUCCCAGUAAUACCGUAAGUAAUAAUGUAACAUCAUCAUUUGGACCAACAGCUUACAACAUUGGUUCAAAUGUUGAUUCUCAUAAUUCACAUUCACACAAAUCUGUUCAUUGGACAACCAUUGAGAUGGCCAAGAUUCAAAGGGUUAAACAAGUUACAAGAAGUUGCCUCAAUGAUGUUAUCCUAGCUGCAGUCACAGGUUCUGUUCGAAGAUAUAUGGUUGCCAGGAAUAUCACCAAUCCACCGGACAUUGGAAUCUCUCUUCCGGUUGACAUAAGAGGAAUCAAUGAUGCUGAAAGUGACAUUGUCAGAGUUAAUUAUGUUGUACUUACAUUGCCACUUCCAACCAGCAUUGAAGGAGCCAUUCCUAGAUUAUGGGAAAUACGGCACAACAUGGAGGAAUUGAAGACUUCUGCUGAUCCAGCCGUCAUGUAUGGUGCUCAUUAUUACCUCAACUCGCUGCUUCCUGGUCGAUUGUACCGUUUCAUACUAAACUUGAUUCAUCGCAAUUCAUCCAUUUGCUUGUCCAACCUUCAAGGGCCUGGAACCGAAGUGUCCAUAGGUUCACAUCGGUUACGGAAAAUUUUAUUCUGGAUGUCGCCGCCACCUUCAGUUUCAAUAACCUUCAAUACAAUAUCGUACGGAGACAAGCUGUUUGUCUCGGUGUCAAGUUCAUCCAAGCUGCUUCCCUGCGCCAGAGCUCUAGCUAAGGCUUUUAAAGGUCAAAUUAGACAGUUGAGUGAACUUCUCUCGAAAAGACGAGUUCCCGGUGAAGGUCGACCCAAGAAACGAAGUCCAAAUUAUGUUAUUGAAACACCUUUUACCGGAACUGGCCCUUACCUAACCAGCGAUUUAACGGCAAAAUUGAACGCAAUCCAAUACGAACGGUAUCAAAUGAAUGAGCUUUUAGAAACAAAUCCAAUGAAUCGUGAAGACAUUGAGUAUCGGUUGGAAGAGUUGAAGGAUGAAUUUGCUGAUUUAAUGAAACAAUUGCGAAGACGUAAAUCAAUAGCUGAAUACGCAAUGCACAAUAUCGUCAUAAAUGUAGAGGACAACUUGGGUGAGGAUGGAGAUGAUGAUGAUGAUUUGGAUGGCGAAUUGCGACCGCCAAUUAGAAGAUUCUCGUUCAAUGUUGCUUCUCGUCGAUCAUCGGUAGCCUCAGCUAUAUCAAUGCCAUCUUCAAGGUUCCAAGUAUCUCCGCCUCAUAUUUCAAGGCGUUACAUUUCUUCAUCACCGGAACCUUCAAGUCCAUCGGAAUCUUAUAUAAAAGAAGAAACUGUUUGAAAAGGAAAAACAAAACAUGGAAAAGUCUGCAAAUCUUUACUGAAGUCUAUUAGCUGUUAUUGACUCUAGUCAAAGACUGCAUUUGUAUCAUUGAACCUUCACUGCACAUAUUUACAACUUUUACAUUUCCCUCAUCAACUAUUAAACAUAUCGUCAUUACUAAAUUGUGUAACUUUCCUCUCAAACAUCAAACUAUUAUUAAAUAUAAAUCUGUGAUAAAAGAAAA